GAGAGUAGCCUUGUUCCAGCGUUUGCGGGGCUGUGGGCUUAAGCGGGAGCACGGGAUUGAUCCUUGCGGCCGAUCCGCCGCGGGCAGACUCCAUUCCGAGGUCCUCUCCAGAAGCAGAUGCCGGUGCCCGUGUUCUCCGCUGAAGCGGCGAGGGCCUUUAUCCAUGCCACGCCGCAGGAGGUGAAGUCGGAGCACUCCCGCUUCGCCUCCUCCAAGAAGGACACGGAGUCCGCGUCGGAGGGGCCGCUGGAGGGCAAGGUGAAGGGCAUCGGCGGCGUCAUCGAGAUGCUUCGUGCCAAGUACGGCUGCUCCAAGGGCCAGCGCUUGCAGGUCAUAGGCGAGACCAACGCGCUGCUGCAGUUCGAGGGGGGCCGGACCGCCCCCAAGAACCACGAAGGCACUGGCUGGAAAUGGGUCAUCAGCUCCGGCGAUGCCAACGCGGGGCAAAAGGACGAGGCCACGCGGCAGGCGGAGAUGGCGGCGGCGCUGAAGGCCCGGGAGGAGCGCCUGGCCCAAGAGGCGAACCAAAAGCCCAAGGGCAAGAGCCGCAAAGCCGAGAAGGAGGCCAGCGGUACGGAGAAGGACAGCAGCCGGGAGGCCAAUGAAGCCUCCGAGGACAAGGCUCAGCCAGAUGCGGCGCCCGCGGAGCCUACGCCGCCCGCGCCGGAGCCCGCGCCGCCUGCGCCGGAGCCGGCGCCCCCAGCGCCGGAGCCACCCGCGGAGCCGGCGCCGCCUGCAGAAGCUGUGCCCGACGUGGAAAUGGGGCAGCCAGAGGCUCAGGUCGAGAAGAGCCAAGAGAAGGAGGAGGAGAAGGAAAAGAAGGAGAAGAAGGAGAAGAAGGAGAAAAAGGAGAAGAAGGAGAAGGAAGCCAAGGCUGAAAAAGAGAAAGAGAGCGAGAAGAAGAAGGAGAAGGCGAAGGAAAAGGAGAAGGAAAAGGAGAAGGAGAAGCAGAAGGAGAAGGACAAGAAGAAGGAUAAGGAGAAACAGAAGGACAAAGACAAGGGAAAGGACAAAGAUAAGGAUUCGGACAGCUCAAAGGAAGAAGAACAGGACCGCAAAACAGAUAAAGAAAAGAAGAAAAAGGAGAAGGAGAAGGAGAAAGAGAAGGAAAAGGAAAAGGAUAAGCAUAAGGACAAGGACAAGGAGAAGCAGAAGGAGAAAGAGAAGGAGAAAGAGAAGGAGAAAGAGAAGGAGAAAGAGAAGGACAAGGGCAAAGAGAAGAAGGAGAAGGACAAGACUAAGGAUAGGGAGAGAUCACGCUCCAGAGACAAGGACAAGUCCAAAGAGAAGAAAAAGGACAAGUCAAGGUCAAGAUCCAGGUCUAAGGACAAGCGCAAGGAGAAGUCCAGAUCCAAGGAGAAGGACAAGAAGAGCCCGCUCAUGAGCGCGCCGUCCCCCAGCCAGGCUCUGAGCCCUACGACGAUUUACACGACGCCUGAGCGACGCGAAGAGGACAAGGUGGAGAAGGUGAGGUCUGAUCGGCUCAAGAAGCCCACGCGGCCCGAGAGGUCGCAGGAGCAGAGCUCCCGUCGCUCGGUGCCUUUGGAAACUCAGGACAGAAAGGAAACCAUGGCGCCAUCGACGCCUCAUUGUCCUCCCUCACGGGGCGUCAAGUCCCCCGUGCAGGUGCGUGUAACGACGCCGAGCACAAUCGGGUCCUCGCCGCAGCCGGAGGCUCAUAGCCCAACUCCGGUGUAUACUUCGCCGGAUGACGAAGAGGACGAGAUACCGCCGGGGCAGCCUUCGCAAGACAGCCUCCUGCUCGAUUUGGAUUCGAUGUUGCCCGCGCCAAAGGAGAAUGCGCUGCCAGAACAGGGGCCGAAAAGCAAAGCCAGAAAGCUGAAAGCGACCGGGAAGCCAAAGGAGAAUGCGCUGCCAGAACAGGGGCCGAAAAGCAAAGCCAGAAAGCCGAAAGCGACAGAGAAGCCAAAGGAGGAUGCGCUCCCAGAACAGGGGCCGAAAAGCAAAGCUAGAAAGCUGAAAGCGACAAGGAAGCGAAAGGAGGAUGCGCUCCCAGAACAGGGGCCGAAAAGCAAAGCUAGAAAGCUGAAAGCGACAAGGAAGCGAAAGGCCAGAGCAAAGCCGCGGGGACAAGAAGAGGAGGCCCAGGCUGUCGAGGUUGCCGAUGGAGAGGAAACGCCUCCAGAUCCCGCGGGCCUCAAGGCUUGUGCUGAGGCUGCUGCCAUGGGCUUCCGCACCUUGGAGCGGGGUCUGAAGCGCCCUCCGCCGAAAUGGAUGCAAAUGAGCCACAAGGCCGCGUCUAAGGCUUCCUUUAAGGCGCUGGCCAAGGAUGUGGUGCGGGAUGUGAGCCGUGAGAGGGGCAUGGCGGCCCCGCGGCUGAGUGCUACGGCCCACGAGGUCUUACAAGAAGCAGUGGAGGGGGCUAUGUCGGCUUUUUUCACCAGGACUCUCCUUGUAGCUUCGCAGGACAAGAGAGACACUGUGCAGGUGAAGGAUGUGCGCACGGCCAGAGCUACGCAGACCUAUGCGAUCGGCCUAGACACUUUGCUGUCUCUGAGCAUGGCCAGGUCGCCUGAGGAGCACUACUGCAGCAUGGGUCGGGUAGUGGCCGCAUGCGCCGAUGGCCGCGGCAGCGCAGGUGAGGAGUCACAGGCGCGAAGCUCCCGGGCAGAGCGGCGACUCUCUCGAUGGUCUUGCCCUCGCACAGAGUGCUGCUGCAUGCGUGUGCCAGACGGCAACGUCCAAACCGAAUGCACUGACGCGCAGGACAUGGCCGAAGCUCAAGAGGAGAUCUGUCUGCCUUGACCGUGAGCGAGCUGAAGGCACGGUGCCGAGCUCGAGGCUUGCCAGUGGGCGGCUUGAAGGAGGCGCUGAUGGAGCGCGUGCAGCAGGCAAAGGCGGCGACUGCGAAGACCUAGGGCUCAAAGGCAGAAAAGGUGGAAGCUCAACAAAGCAAAGAGGCGCGCCAGGCGAAGAGGAGAACGUAUUGGAAAACAAGGGCCGAAAAAGAAAAGGUGAGCGCGGUAGCCGAGCCAAUCAUUUUGAUGAAGCCUGCUGGACCAGUCAUUCCAGCUUUUUUGUUGCCGGCUGGCCUAGGCCAAGAGGAAGGGGGCGUAACAAGUAAAUGGCUGUUGUUGUUUGAACCGAG
Molecule: messenger RNA, 3109 nt
Organism: Effrenium voratum
Lineage: Eukaryota; Dinophyceae; Suessiales; Symbiodiniaceae
Source: the annotation of a GenBank genome assembly